AAGGAGCACUUCAUCUUUGCGGGGGGGGGGGGGGAGUUGCGCUCUCUUGUACCUGGGACAUCAUGUAUGUAUGUGUUUGCAGUAGAAGCAGCCGUGAGGAGGUCUAGAGAGAGAGAGAGAGAGGGGCAGAGACACUUGGCACACAAGAAUGCAAAGCUCAGCUUUCUCCCAGCCCCCCGUUCAGUGCCUCUGCUCCAUUCAUUCGUAGUGCCAUGCUGUCUUGCACUCUGGGGAGGCCUACUAAACAUUGCUCCCUUCUUCCUCAGAAUGCAUCUGCCGCCAGUGGAAUACAGUUCACCCGGGCAGCAGUUAAAGAUGGGUGCUGUGUGGUGGAGCCUUGUGCACUGGAGGAGGACCUCCAGUUUCAGGGGAUGAGAGCCCCAGGAAAGCUUGAGCCAUUCAGCUUAGCUAUGCUCUGUUCUGGGGAAAAAGACCAGAGAGCAAAAAGAGGCCCUGCCGCAGAGGGAGCCUCCCUAUCCAGAGGCAGCCUACCUCUAGUCACCAGAGGGGGGCUGCCAACCUACCCAGAGACCCCUACCAGGCUAGGGAGAGCGCCCAGGAGGCCUGCCUUGAACCUUGGCCUCCGGGCGCCCAUGCACAUCGUCGGAGGAACCCGGUUUGGGCCAAUGGCGACGGAGGUACCACUUUGCGUCACAGAGGGCAGGGCGCCUGUCGAUUACGUCAUGAAGCAACAGGAAGUGUGUUUCCAGUGCCGCCUGGCAGGGCUUCUUAAAACUUAUGGCUGCCUGAAAGGAUGAAGAUCAACACAGAAAGCAGUGAGUCUGAGGAUGAAACUGAUGAAGAUGAGGAGGAGGAGGAGGAGGAGGAGGAGGAAGACGAAGAAGGGGAUCUGUCAGAUGAGUCUGCAAACGAAUGCCUGAAGAGACUGACGGCAGGAAGCAAGGUGUCUCCGAAGAAGAGCUCCCAGGAUGAGCCCCGAGCCCCGAGCCGUGGGCGCAAAGGCAAAGGGCGAGCAGCGCGCAGGAAGAGUGGCCAGCUGAUCGACCUGGAGGAGCCAACCACAGAAGAGUGUGAGUCAGAAGAGAUCCGGAAGAGGAGGAGGAGGAAGAAGAAGAAGCAGCAGCAGCAGCACAGGCUGCUGUCCAUUAAUCUAACCAGCUGCAAGUACGAGAGUGUGAGACGUGCUGCUCGGUGCUGUGGCCUGAAGGAAGUGGGGGAGGAUGAGGAGUGGACCGUUUACUGGACUGACUGCUCGGUCUCGCUGGAGCGUGUCAUGGAGAUGAAGAGGUUUCAGAAAAUCAACCACUUCCCAGGCAUGGCGGAGAUCUGCCGCAAGGACCUCUUGGCCCGCAACCUCAACCGCAUGCUCAAGCUCUUCCCCAAGGAGUACAGCAUCUUCCCCCGCACUUGGUGCUUGCCGGCCGACUAUGGGGACUUCCAGGCUUAUGGGCGCAUGAGGAAGAACAAGACGUACAUCUGCAAGCCCGACAGUGGCUGCCAGGGACGGGGCAUCUUCAUUACACGCAACCCCAAGGAGAUCAAGCACGGCGAGCACAUGAUCUGCCAGCAGUACGUCACCAAGCCCUUCCUCAUUGAUGGCUUUAAGUUCGACAUGCGCAUCUACGUCUUGGUCACCUCCUGCGACCCGCUGCGGAUUUUUGUCUAUGAGGAGGGGCUGGCCCGCUUUGCCACCAUGAGGUACAUCGAGCCCAGCAGCAACAACUUGGAGGACAUCUGCAUGCACCUGACCAACUACGCCAUCAACAAGCAUAAUGAGAACUUUGUCCGUGACGACAACACGGGCAGUAAGAGGAAGCUCUCCACGCUGAACGUCUGGCUGCGGGAGCACAACUACGACACAGCCGAGCUCUGGCGGGACAUUGAGGACAUCAUCAUCAAGACCCUGAUUGCCGCGCACCCCGUCCUGAGGCACAACUACCGCACCUGCUUCCCCAACCACAUCUCCGGCUGUGCCUGCUUCGAGAUCCUGGGCUUUGAUAUCCUUUUGGACCGGAAGCUCAAGCCUUUGCUUUUGGAGGUCAACCACUCCCCCAGCUUCACCACUGACUCGCGGCUGGACCGGGAGGUGAAGGACGCCCUGCUCUCUGAUGCCAUCAACCUCAUCAACUUGCGGGCCUGUGACAAGAAGAAGGUGCUGGAGGAGGACAAGAGGCGGGUGAAGGCGCGUCUUCUUCAGACCCACCAGCCGCCACGAGAGGCCAGGCGGGAGCAGUUGGAGAGCAGCCAGGCUGCCUGGCUGGCCCAGGCAGAGAAGUACGAGAACAGCCACCUGGGUGGCUACCGGCGCAUCUUCCCGGCACGCGGCACAGAGAAGUACACGCCCUUCUUCAAGCACAGUGGCUCCCUCUUCCAGGAGACGGUGGCCUCCAAGGCCAGAGAAGAGUGUGCCAGGCAACAGCUGGAGGAGAUCCGCCAGAAGCAGGAGCAGAGGGAGAACACCGCUGGGAAGAAGAAGAGGGAUGUGAAGGAGAACCUGCAGGGCGAGUCAGCAGGGGAGAAGGGCAAGGGCAGGGCUGGCUUCACCCGCUUGGCAUACAGCCACAGCAGGACCUGGAAUCCCAAGAUGUCCUCCCUGGUGUACGACAGCAUGACUCCCCAAGCGAUCGUGGAGGAAGAGGAGGUGGAGAGGGUCAAAGCCCUCCUGCGGCGAGAGAACCUCAUCCGGGGACUGGGCAUUGUGGACCAGCUGACCCGCCUGCUCCACGGCACGGAGCCCAGGCCCACGGAGACAGAGCGGCCCCACAUCAACAUCUCCGAAAGCCAGCCCCACUUGCUUCAGGAGAUGUUUGGAACCCGAGAGCACCACAGCCUGAUGACCCUCGUCCCCCUCACCCUCUUUGGGGGCUCUGUCCAGGAAAUUGGGCAGCAGAUCAUGCAGCAGCCCACGGCCAGGGUCCGGCUGCUUGGCAGCCAAGGCUUCAUCCCCACCAUCCUGGGGGCCCUCUCGGGCCUGGGCCCCUCCCAGGAGGUCUCCUACUCCUCGCACUUCAAGCCGCAGCUCCACACGCAGCCCCCCAAGAACAUGAGCUGGCUGGGCACAGCCAUGGUGGGCGAGCCCUGCACCCUGGCCCGGGUGCUGAAGGCCGGCGGCCGGCGGUUUGCCAGCGCCAAGGACAAGAUGGAAGGCAGCAGCCCCGCUGGCAAGAGGCCCCUGUACAUGGGCUCCGGCUCCCUGAGCUGCCUGUCUCACACUGGGAAAGCGCCCGGCCAUGUCUUUAGCCACUUCCCCUUCCCCUCCGGGGCAGCCCCCCUCAGCCGCACUGACGGGCCCGGACUGGGCAUCAGCUCUGCCUCAGCCCCUCUCAUCCGGCGCACCAGUCCACACCGCUCCGGCCACGUGGCUGCGCUGCCCUUCAGCCCGCCCAGCCUUUUCCUCCCACAGGAAGGGGACCUGAACUCCCAGUGGAACAGCUGUCCUCGGAGCACGAAGAGCUGGGGCGCCCCCCGUGUGGAGGCCUGUGCCAAGGGGGGGGCGGCCCAGCAGUCUGCUUGAGGAGCCUGGCGGCCGGGCCUUGGAUGCCCCCCGAACCCCGCAGCCAGAUGCCCAGCUGGAGGCCGCAGUGGGCCCUCAGAGCAGCGCUGGGCACCUUGGGCUGUGCCCCCCCCCCGCCCGCACCCCAGCAUCCCCACUGCAGAUGCCAGUCAGCCUGCCAAAGCGCUCUGGGCUGGGAAGAGGGUUUCUUUUGUAGCUGACUUUGUAUUAAAGUUUUAUACAGUUCUA
This is a messenger RNA of Hemicordylus capensis (graceful crag lizard), 3703 nucleotides long. RefSeq names its product tubulin tyrosine ligase like 13 (gene TTLL13). Gene Ontology annotation, biological process: microtubule cytoskeleton organization; protein polyglutamylation. The transcript is spliced from 16 exons. Bases 755 to 3475 code for a protein of 906 amino acids. Gene Ontology annotation, cellular component: cilium. Lineage: Eukaryota; Metazoa; Chordata; Lepidosauria; Squamata; Cordylidae. The record is from RefSeq and is a predicted model, not a curated record. Gene Ontology annotation, molecular function: tubulin-glutamic acid ligase activity; tubulin binding.